Salvia miltiorrhiza (redroot sage) is the source of this 414-nucleotide messenger RNA. RefSeq lists its product as uncharacterized. NCBI's taxonomy places the organism in Eukaryota, Viridiplantae, Streptophyta, Magnoliopsida, Lamiales, Lamiaceae. The transcript has a single exon. Bases 1 to 414 code for a protein of 137 amino acids. The record is from RefSeq and is a predicted model, not a curated record. Gene Ontology annotation, molecular function: protein binding.
AUGUGGAGCGAUUUGGUUCUACAGGCUGCAAUAUUUGUGAUCUUGGCGUUGAUGUUCCUCUUCUCACAAAGCAUCCCCCAAAAGCUCUUGACGAAGCUGCGCCUCUUCCGCCGCCGUUCCCAACUCCAAGCGAAGCGCCACUUCGUCCUCGCGGCCCAGCUCCUUUCGGAGGCCACCUCCGCCGACGGCGCCCGCCGCGCCGAGGCCGAGGCCGAUCAAGCCAUCGCCCUCGACCCUACCGACGCCGCCUCCCACAUCCUCAAGGCGCUGGCCCUCGAGCGCCAGGGCUUCAGGACCUCCGCUCUCGCUUCGCUCGACGCCGCGCUCUCGCCGCUCGCCGUCGGGACCCUCAGCCACACCGAGAAGACGGACGCGCUGCUCAAGCGGGCCCAGCUGCAGGCCGCCGGAGCCUAA